CAACAGUCCAGGACGUCUCAGCGGGCGAGCCACUUCCGGCCAUCAACGACACCCACUCGGCAAAGGCCCAAGCACGGGUUCUUCCCUGACUGUCGCGCGUGUCUGGUCUCUAAAGUUGAACUCGUUUCUCUCGCUACAUUCUCCCUAAAUACCUCCUAUAAUCCGAUGCUCCGACGAGGAGCCCGUCGAAAUCGUUACUAGCGGAACCGGCCCUUAUUGUCCGCCAGAACUAUAGCUUACCGAGUCCUACACCUGGCAAUUGCCCUAAAGACGAAAUGAAUGCGGCCAAACAUGCGCGGAGGUUGAAGGAGAUUCGUAGGGUGAAGGCUGCCAUGCGCUUUCGCGAAGCGCAAAGAAAGCGAUGGCUAGAAGAAAAAGAGAAACGUCUACUUGUCAAAGAUCAUCAACAACGCCUGGAAGAAUUGGAGAGGGGCCGCAAGACCGCCAUACAACAAUCCAUCGACAAUGCCGCAGAAGAUUGGAAACGUGCGCACCUGCGGCCCAACAGGGCGGGAGGCACAAAGGCAGCGGAAUACGGCGCUGUGCCGCCAGAACAGCUGCGCAGCAACCUCAAUAUACCAAAACAUUGGGUUGGUAUUGAUGAAAGCUCUCCCCGCAAGUCCAAUACGCCCAAAAUCCCUGAUGCCGUACGUCUCAAUCAAUGGCCAAUAGCAAAAGGAGAUCGCGUGGUCGUCAUGCAAGGCCCCGACGCCGGCAAGAUCGGCACCGUCACGGACAUUCGUAAAGAUGAACACUCACUUAUCGUGGAUGAUCUCAACAUGGGAUACUUGGACUCAAAAGAUAUGGUCAUCGUUUCAGAUCAGCAACAACCUGAACCGAAGAUGGAAUCUGCCUUCCCACUCGAUUAUUCGGCUGUACGCCUUGUCAUCCCUAAAGUCUUUGAACGUACCGUGGGAGGCCGUACAAUCAAGGAGACGAGGGAUGUUAUUGUUGAAGAUAUCAUCAUGGAGAAACACACCUCAGGAGUGGACCCUUUCACAAGGGAAACCGUGCUCGAGAUUCCCAAAGAACAUCAAGUCGAUCCCCACACCGGAAAAGCCAUCUGGCAUCGUUAUAUCGCUGGAACUCGUGAGCCCAUUCCAUGGCCGUGGGAGAAGGAGCCUCAACAAGAUGAAGACGAUCUUCCCGAGGCCGCAGAACCGGAAAAGACGGGCGUCAAGUCCUUGUUGGAGAAGGCAAAUCCGUUGACCUGGUUUGGGAAGGGAAAGAAGGACGGGGCUGUCUCGGAACCCUCCAGCACCAGCACCCCUGAACAAGAAGAAACGUAUGACCCCAAGAAAAUGGUUCGAGGGGAGCCCAAUGAAUACGAACCUCCGGAUUUUGAUGACGACACUACUCGCAAUUACGUGGACGAGAAGACAUUCGUCCCUGUCCUUACUUCCCUGCCCAUUCCUCCCACCGUCAUAGAGGAGUUGAACCUUUCGUACAGAUAUCUCAGGGAGCACCAACUGGAGCGGCGCGCAGCCAACCAGGCAGCCAAGGAGGCAAAGGAACGGGAGCGACAGGCGCGCAUCGACGCCCUGGCGAGAAUGAAGACGCCUAUGCAAAUACGGUAUGAGCUCAUGCAGGCAAAGAAAAUCAAGUACGAUCCCAAGUCGCCCGCGCCACCACACGCCCAGCUUCUUGCAGCCCUAGGGAAGCACAUAGCGUCGAAGAAGGUUAACGGGGAAAGUAAGAAGGUUCAACGGUUAGCUGCGUAGGAUGGUAUGGAUAUCUUGGGACAUGCCGAUGGGAAUAGAGAGGGGGGUUGCAUUGCAAGCUUGUUGUACCAUAUUGUCCAUAUUAGAUUCGCCAUAUUUGUGCGAUUGUUCAUGUAUUUGAAAAUAGCCCAUGCCCUAAUGUUGGGUA
Molecule: messenger RNA, 1869 nt
Organism: Westerdykella ornata
Lineage: Eukaryota; Fungi; Ascomycota; Dothideomycetes; Pleosporales; Sporormiaceae
Exons: 2
Coding region: 276-1721 (481 amino acids)
Biological process (GO): translation
Cellular component (GO): mitochondrion; ribosome
Molecular function (GO): RNA binding; structural constituent of ribosome
Source: RefSeq, a predicted model, not a curated record